This is a messenger RNA of Punica granatum (pomegranate), 3273 nucleotides long. Lineage: Eukaryota; Viridiplantae; Streptophyta; Magnoliopsida; Myrtales; Lythraceae. The record is from RefSeq and is a predicted model, not a curated record.
GGAAAUGUUCAUCCGCUCCCUAUUUAAGAAGAAACCCCCGGACUAGCGCCGAGAGAGGAAAAGGUCAGCAAAAGGCCCUGCUUUGCUCUCCUGUCCUGUCUCCGUCGCCGGCGAGUAACUUCGGCAACAAUACAAUGCUAUGAAAGAUGACGGAGGGAAGCUCCGAAACCGACUAUGUCUCAUCACUUCCCCAAGAACCUCUCUCCCAAACGACUCCUCGCCCUCCUCAAAUCCCAGAAGAAUCCUCACUCCGCCCUCGCCCUCUUCGACUCAGCCACCCGCCACCCCGGCUAUGCCCAUUCCGCCGCCGUGUUCCACCACAUCCUCCGCCUCCUGGCAGCCGAGCCGCGGCUCACCGGCCACGUUGGCCGCGUCGUCGACCUCAUCAGGUUGCAGCAGUGCAGGUGCUCCGAGGACGUGGCGCUGGCUGCUCUGAAAGUCUACGCCAAAAGCAGAAGCCCCGACAGAGCUCUAGAUAUGUUUAACAACAUGGAGAGCAUCUUUGGGUGCAAGCCUGGAGUGAGAUCGUUCAACUCGCUGCUGAACGUGUUCACUGAGUCGAACCAGUGGGACAGGGCCGAGUCGUUCUUUGCCUACUUUGAGACGGCGGGUUUGUCCCCAAAUUUACAGACUUACAAUAUCUUGAUUAAGAUUUCUUGUCGGAAGAAGCAGUACGAGAAGGCGAAGAGAGUUUUAGAUUGGAUGUGGGAGAAUGGCUUGAACCCUGAUGUGCACAGCUAUGGAACUGUCUUGAGUGCACUCGCAAAAAGUGGUCACAUGCUGGGUUCACUGAAGCUGUUCGACGAAAUGUCUGAGAGAGGGGUGGCACCUGAUGUUAUGUGCUAUAAUAUUUUGAUUGACGGGUUUUUCAGGAAACAGGAUCUCGAGAAAGCUACUGAGGUGUGGGAGAGGUUGGUGGAAUCUCCCUCAGUUUAUCCUAAUGUUGUAACUUAUAAUGUUAUGAUUAAUGGGUUGUGCAAGUGCGGUAAGCUUGAUGAUUGUUUGGAAAUUUGGGAUAGGAUGAAGAAGAAUGAAAGAGAGAUGGAUUUGUUUACUUACAGCAGCUUGAUUCACGCUUUGUGUGAGGUCGGGAAUGUGGAGGCAGCUGAGAGAGUUUGCAAAGAGAUGGUCGAAAGUGGGGUUCCUGCAGAUCCGGUCGUGUACAAUUCAAUGCUUAAUGGGUAUUGUAAAGCGGGGAAAGUGAAGGAGAGUUUCGAGCUGUGGAAGGUGAUGGAGAAGGAGAGUUGUUGCAAUGCUGCCAGUUAUAACAUUUUUAUGAAAGGUUUACUCAAGAGUGGUGAUGUUGAUGGAGCAAUUUCGAUAUGGGAACUCUUGAAAUCAAACGGUGUCCCUGCUGAUUCAACAACUCACGGAGUCAUGAUUCAUGGGCUGUGUCGGAAUGGAUAUGUGAAUAAAGCUAUACAGAUAUUGGGAGAGGCAGAAGGUGAGGGGCUCGAUUUAGAUGCUUAUGCUUAUACCUCUAUGGUCAAUGGAUUAUGCAAGGAGGGGAGAAUGGACGAAGCAUUUGGUAUGCUGGGACACAUGUUUAAGCUUGGGUUUAGACUGGAUGCUCAUGUUUACAACCCUCUGAUUGAUGGCCUUGUCCGGACUUCUAAGUUCAAGGAUGCAAUUUGUCUGGUGAACAAAAUGGACAGUAGAUAUUGCUCCAGAACAAUCGUCACUUACAACACUUUAAUAAAAGGCUUAUGCAAGGCGGAAAAAUACGCCGAGGCAUACCUAUUUGUGAAGGAAAUGUUAGAGAAAGGACUCAAACCUGACAAGAUUACUUAUAGCUCUUUGAUGGAUGGCCUCUGCAAGGGAAAGAAGGUCAAUAUGGCCCUUGAGUUGUGGGGGGUAAUUCUUUCUAUGGGUCUUAGACCUGAUGUCACUAUGUGUAAUAUAAUACUCCAUGGACUCUGUUCCGUGGGCAAAGCUGAAGAUGCUUUCGAACUUUAUUUCCAGAUGGAAAAAUGGAAAUGUGUCCCUAAUCUCGUGACACUCAACACCUUGAUGGAGGGAUUUUACAAGGUUAGAGACUGUGAAAAGGCCUCGGAGAUUUGGUCUUGCAUCUCAAAGAAUGGGCUAAGGCCCGAUAUUAUAUCUUACAAUAUUGCUCUCAAAGGACUUUGUACUUGCAGUAGAAUAGCGGAAGCAAUUAGGUUCCUGGAUAAUGCUUUGGUACACGGAAUUAAUCCAACUGUUGUUACUUGGAAUAUACUGGUCCGAGCAGUCAUAAAUCGGGCGACUUAAGUUUGGCUGCCAUGUGAACCUCUGUUAGGGAAUUGCAAGGACUUUCUGAUCUUUGUCAUGAAAAGUCUAAUGUUGCUGAAUAGAUGAACGAUCCAAGUCCUUAUUUCAGAUUCGUUGGUGUUGUUUCAAAUCCAGCGCGGUUGAUAUUAAAUUCAAGUGUAUGUAUAACCGCCCAAUGGAGAGAGGAAGCUGAGUUCAGCAAACUCACACUUCCCAAUUCUCUCUGCUUACCUCAAAUGGGUUUGUAAUUCGGUGGUUGUUCCAUAACAAAGUGAUAAGCUCAGAUGCAUCUUGAAGCAAGUAUGAGCAUCAAACGGGGUAGCUCAGCUACUAGCGUCUUGUUAAUUACAGCUGUAUUACUAAGACGAGAACCCUAUGAUGCGAAAGCAAAGUAGCUUGAUGUAUCAGACUCACGAGGUAAUAUUUCUCUUGGGCCUAUGAACUCAUGCUACAUAGACCAUAACAGCUACAAUUACCUUCCGGCCCUGACUAGAAGAGGAAUGGAUUCUCCUUUAUCUGUCGCUUGAGCCCUGUUCUCCCGUCUUUCUUUAUUAUUUCUGAUGUCACUCUCUUUCACUUCAUAUACAAGGUGCAGCUGCCACACAAAUGUGGCGACGAAGGGAAUACUGAAUCAGCAGAUCAACCAAACUCAUGUAGCAAUCGGGGUAUGUCUCAGCUUUCAAGGAUUCAUAAUUCUCUGUGGUCUUGAACACUCGGUGUUGCCGGAUAGAGAAGCAAAUUGGUAUCACUUCUGAAAGUUCACAACAAGCAGAGGAACAGUUUUCUUUCCGGUUCUCUCCGGGCAUUUUUCCGAUUGCUUCUCGAUGCUCUCGGGUCAAAUAGGCCAAUGUUUUGUCCAAACAACCAGGUGGAGAGAGAGGACUGCCUGAGCUCCGCCAUUUAAAUAGUCCUCGUUACAGCUCUGUUUCUUAGCAACGCACUUAUCCAUAGUGAUUUGACAGUUUAUCCGCUGGAAUUUGUCACGGAGAAGUUUAAUCCAACACUCUUCUAGAUUAAAGUAGA